AUGUCUAAAGAGAAGGCCGAUAAUAUACAAUGGACUAGAGCCAAGAGGGGUCUUGGUGGGACGGUAUUUGUGCUAGUCCUGCUGCUUCUAACGUUCGGGAACGUUCUUGGUAUAUUCAGCACUGAUAUACCCAUCCAAUCCAUAAUAGCAAGCACAGAUAGCCUCAACAGCAAUGCUUUAAUUGGAAAGGCCAGUGUCAAUUCCAUCAAGAAAGAGAGCAAUAACUUAAACAGCGUGGCACAUACUUCCAUGUCUUCCUCAUCAGUGGCUAAAGACGGCACAGUGAUUGAAUAUGAUCCAGAAAAGAACUUUAAGCAGAUUAUCAACACUUCCCCUGCUGUCUUGUUCAUUAGGUCAUCUGAGUACGAGUCUAACAUACUGAGGAAAUUGCUUACAAGGGAUUACGAGAUUACGCCAGAAUUGGCCAUUGUAGACUUAGAUAAACAUGACCACGAUGUUCUCUUAGAGAGACACAUCCUGUCCCACAAGAUUAAGUCUACAAAAGUUGAAGUUCUAAAGAGUACCUCUGUUAAACAGGCAAAAGCACCUUACUUAUUUAUCAACGGACACUCCUUGAUCAAUAAUGGAAUUGCCGAUGAUAUAUUGAAAUUUCACGAGAAAGGCCAACUACUAACAAAGUUGAAAGCAUUCGCAGGUGAGAAUAUUGUCUUUAAUAAAAGAGAUUUACCUUCCAAUUCCUGA
This is a messenger RNA of Nakaseomyces glabratus, 702 nucleotides long. It is a transcript of the gene PRM4, whose product is annotated as pheromone-regulated protein PRM4. The record is from RefSeq and is a predicted model, not a curated record. Lineage: Eukaryota; Fungi; Ascomycota; Saccharomycetes; Saccharomycetales; Saccharomycetaceae.